Molecule: messenger RNA, 375 nt
Organism: Aureococcus anophagefferens
Lineage: Eukaryota; Pelagophyceae; Pelagomonadales; Pelagomonadaceae
Exons: 1
Source: RefSeq, a predicted model, not a curated record
AUGCGCCGGCUCCUCGCGCUAUCGUGCCUCGGCCUCGGCGCGGCGCGCCCGACGGUGCGCGAGCUGAAGAACCUCGCCGAGUUCGACAAGCUUUUGGCCCACCACGCCGAGAACACGGGCCUCCCCGUCGUCGUCGACUUCUACAGCGACUCCUGCGGCCCCUGCCGCAUGAUCGCGCCGGUCUUCAAGAAGCUCGCGGCGGAGUACAAGGACCGCGCCGUCUUCGCCAAGGUCAACGUGGCCCACGCGCGCGACGUCUCGGCGAAGGCGCAGAUCCGGUCGAUGCCGACGUUCCACUUCUACGCCGACGGCCGCAAGAAGAACGAGUUCUCCGGCGCCGGCGAGAUGCAGCUCCGCCAGGCGACGGACCAGAUC